AUGUUUGAAAUUGAAUGUGAUGCCUCAGGUAUCAGGAUUGGUACUGUGUUGACCCAAGAAGGGAAGCCCGUGGAGUAUUUUAGUGAAAAGCUAAGUGGCGCACCAUUGAAUUAUCCCACAUACGAUAAGAAAAUGUAUGCUUUGAUCCGGGCAUUGGAAACGUGGCAACAUUAUUUGUGGCCAAAAGAGUUUGUCAUCCAUUCGGACCAUAAAUCGCUCAAGCACAUCAAAGGCCAGCACAAGCUCAACAAAAGGCACGCAAAAUGGGUAGAAUUUCUUGAAUCCUUCCCUUAUGUUAUACGAUAUAAAAAAGGUAAGCUCUGUAUCUCUCAAAGUUUCGUGCGAGAGUUGCUUGUACUCGAGGCACAUGGUGGUGGCCUCAUGGGCCAUUUUGGCAUUGCAAAGACUUUGGCCAUGCUGCAAGAACACUUCUUUUGGCCACGGAUGAAAUGGGAUGUCGAGAAAAUAUGUUUGCGAUGUUUGGUUUGUAAGAAGGAAAAAUCAAAGGUUAACCCAUAUGGGCUGUACAUGCCUUUGCCUAUUCCCGAAGGGCCUUGGGUUGAUCUUUCAAUGGAUUUUAUCUUAGGUCUACCGCGAACUCGAACCGGAAAAGAUUCCAUUUUUGUUCUAGUAGAUCAAUUUUCAAAAAUGUCACAUUUUAUUGCUUGUUCAAAAAAUGAUGAUGCUGUUAAUAUUGCUAACCUUUUCUUUAAAGAAGUUGACAGGUUGCAUGGAAUUCCGAAGACGAUAGUGUCCGAUUGCGAUGCAAAAUUUCUUAGCCAUUUUUGGAGGACACUUUGGAGCAAGCUAGGCAUGAAGCUCUUAUUCUCCAUGACAUGUCAUCCCCAAACGGAUGGACGAACCGAGGUGGUGAACCGUGUUAAAGCUAAUAUCGAGGCUAGGACAGAGCAAUAUGUGCGCAAGGCCAACAAAGGGCAAAAACAAGUCAUAUUUGAACCCGAAGAUUGGGUGUGGGUUCAUAUGCGAAAAAAAAGGUUUCCGGCUCAGCGAAAGUCAAAGUUGUUACCGAGAGGAGAUGGACAGUUUCAAGUUUUGGAACGAAUAAAUGAUAAUUCUUAUAAACUUGAUCUCCCAGGUGACGAUUUGAAGGCAAAUCGCUUCGAAGAGAGGGGGAAUGAUACGACCACACCUCCCGAGUUGCCAGCUGCCAAUGUAGAUCCUUUCGAGUUGCCCGUAGGACUGAUUACCCGAGCUCGAGAAAAGAGAUUCAAAGACGCAACAAUAGCCUUAGUUAAUAGAGUUUGGGGUGAAACCGUUGCUGGACUUAUCGAAAGCUCUUGGAUCGAUGGUUAA
Molecule: messenger RNA, 1314 nt
Organism: Gossypium arboreum
Lineage: Eukaryota; Viridiplantae; Streptophyta; Magnoliopsida; Malvales; Malvaceae
Exons: 4
Coding region: 1-1314 (437 amino acids)
Biological process (GO): DNA integration
Molecular function (GO): nucleic acid binding
Source: RefSeq, a predicted model, not a curated record